Cryptotermes secundus is the source of this 6035-nucleotide messenger RNA. It is a transcript of the gene RhoGDI, whose product is annotated as rho GDP-dissociation inhibitor 1. Bases 99 to 725 code for a protein of 208 amino acids. The record is from RefSeq and is a predicted model, not a curated record. Gene Ontology annotation, biological process: Rho protein signal transduction. Gene Ontology annotation, cellular component: cytoplasm; membrane; cytosol. NCBI's taxonomy places the organism in Eukaryota, Metazoa, Arthropoda, Insecta, Blattodea, Kalotermitidae. Gene Ontology annotation, molecular function: Rho GDP-dissociation inhibitor activity; protein binding. The transcript is spliced from 6 exons.
UAAAACAGUAGAGGUAGGUGGAGUCGUUGAUCUGGUAGUUGUUUUUUUUUCGGUUGUAAUUUAUAUCGGCAUUGUCUUGUCUAUUUUAGUAGGCAGUAAUGGCAGAUACAGCUGCAGAAGGCAUUGAAGAUCUACAUAUUAAUACACCAGAAGAUGAGAAUGAUUCGAAUUACAAACCACCACCAGAGAAAACAAUCGAAGAAAUUCUAGAAACAGAUAAAGAAGAUGAAAGUUUGCGAAAGUACAAAGAAAAACUACUUGGUGAUGCCAAAACAGGAAUAGUUGUUGUUGAACCAAAUGACCCCCGGAAAGUAAUAGUGAAGAAACUGGCAUUGUGUGUUCCGGAGAGACCGGACCUUGAGCUUGACCUGACAGGUGAUAUUUCUCAGCUGAAGAAACAGGUAUUUGUCAUCAAGGAAGGUGUGUCAUACCGCAUCAGAAUCGACUUCAUUGUGCAAAGGGAAAUCGUACACGGGCUGAAAUAUGUUCAAAAAACAUACAGGAUGGGCAUGCCAGGCACAGUCGUGGACAAGAUGUCACACAUGGUGGGCAGUUACCCUCCCAAGAUGGAGAUUCAGUCAUACACAACACCAGCAGAAGAUGCUCCUGCAGGAAUGAUGGCACGUGGGAACUACACCGUGCAGUCAUUGUUCACUGAUGAUGACAAACAUGAACAUCUCAAGUGGGAAUGGAGCUUUGAGAUCAAAAAGGACUGGAAGGACUGAGCAUGUGGUGUCGGCCAUUUACUCGCAUGCAAGUCGACGUACACAGAUGGGAUCAGACGGUAUCGAUUCAUUUAUGUGUAACUGAUAAUUUCUUCUUCUCCUUUUGUAGAAUUUACACAUGAUUGCACAGUCUGUAGUUUCAAUUUGUAUUCUAAUUACAGAUCAUUUACUUUGUAAAAUUUGUGAAUAAUUUCAUUAGAUUGUCACAGGAGGAUCCAUUAGUUUGGGGAGGAGUUUAUGUGUUAGGGUCAGAUCUGUGUUCCCAAGCCGAGUAGGCAGAUUAUAAGUCAAAGAUUUGGUGUUUCAUCCCUUCACUAUUUAAGGUUGAUGUGAAAGAAGAAACUUUGAAAGAUUCAUGUUAUGUCUUUCUUGUUUCCAUAUUUUGUCUGUUGUGUCCUGUGAAAUUCUGGUGCCAGUAACUUGCCAGGCUGACACACGUAAGUGCAAAGCCUUGCAUAUGAGUAAAUGUAACACAACAUUUUUACAUAAUUUAAUUUCUAAAUCUUGGCUAUGUCACUAUGUUCCAAGAUGAAAGAAAGAAAAGAAAGGCGAAAAUCUUAAGUUACAUCAUUCAGGAAUUGAAAAAAAUUAGCUGUAGCUUAGGAUAGAUACCCAAGUGCAAUUUGAUUAUUCAUGUAAGAAUUCCAAAGAACAGAGAUCCAAGUUUCAAUCAGGAACUGUCAGGUCAUGCAGGGAUGCUCUGGCUGUGUUGCGCAUCGGAAUUGUUCUGAGAGACUGUGCUACAGAACUCUUAUUUUAAGUAGUCUUAAAACGAUAUUGAUAGGCAUUUAAUCUGUGGUCAUCUGAGCUGGACUAGUCAAAAGUGGAUGCAUAUUUACUUGAGGUAAUUUUCAUGUUGGUAAUAUUGUGUAGCUUGGUGUUCAGUGCUCUGAAGUAACAUACACUUAUGCUGUAAAUCAUCAUUUAUUGUAAUCGUGUGAGCUGUCUCACACGCUUCAGAAAUUUUUGGUUUCAUUUGUUUUUAAUCACUUGAAAGAUGUCACUGUUACUAUUUCCACGUUAUGUGGAAAUAGUAAGAGUAACACCUAGUAACAUUUCCACGUUAUGUGGAAAUGUGCAGAAUUCCACAGUCACUCAAAUUCAAAUUUGGAAUGCCAGGAGUAUAUCUCUGGCAAGCACAGGGGCAUAAAUAUCUGUACAUGUUAUAAAAUAUGUUGUAUUUUCUUUGGCAUGAAUAGUUGUCCUGAUAAUAGUACGCAGUGCAUUUAUGGUAUUCUGUAGAAUAAUUAUGUCUGGGACUCUUCUACAUACAGAUAUGUAAAGACAAAAGAUUUAAUGUUAACAGAAGCAUAUAUUUCAGAUUAUAGUACCCACAUUUUCAAAACUAUCUUAUGAAUGCUGCAUUCUGUAUUUGUCUUCCAUGUUCAUUAAUUGAACACAAAUAUAUGGUUGCAAAGCCAGUGAACAUUUCAGGUCUAAUAUAGAUUUAAAUUAUUUUACCUGUAGUUUGUUAAAGGUACAUAGUAAUAGUCUUUGUCUUUUCACAGCUUUUUAUCAUCAUACCACUCUCAUACAGCGUGAUGCAUGAAAUGGUCCAGAAUUUGAUCUCUUAAUGAAAUCUUUAUUUCCAUUACAAUACUAUAAACUAACACACAAAAGGAAAGACCAUUUUAAGGCGAUUUAUCCUCUGCUUAUCAAGUGUUCAGUAUGACCACCAUUACGUCUAGCAACUUCUUCAACAUGAGCUGUGAUGUUGUUUAUUACUGAGUGGCACAUAUCCUCAAUUAUCUCAUUGCAAGCCUCAGUGCUUAGUGGUCUCAGUUCCAUUAUUGUUUGUGGCUUUUUCAGAAAAAUCUAUACCUUAAGGAAUUCCCCAAAAAAGUGGUCACAUGGAUUUAAAUGAGGACCAUUUGGGGGCCAGUUUUGUGUGCAUGCCAAACGAUCAGGAAAUUGGUUUGAGAUGAGACAUGAAUUGAAAGUGCUAAGCAGAAAGUCCAAAACAACAUUUGUUGUGUGCAGUCUGGUUCCACCCUGCAUGUACCACUGAGUUUGUAAUGGCAAACCUGUAGCAAGAAGGUGAGGCACAAAAGUAUUGCGCAUCGUGCUUAAAUAGCGCUGUUCUCUAUAUCUUGAAAGCAGAUUGGUCCUAGCAGUCCAUGAUUUCAGAUGGCGACCCACACUGUAAUUCUUAGUGCAUGAUGCAUGAAUCACACGUGGAUUCACUGGCGCCCAAAAUCGCACAUUUUGUGUAUUAACCUCACCAUCAGAGUGGAUGUGUGCCUUGUCAGAAAACCGAACAUUGUUCAACAAUACCUCAUUAUUAUUAGCCCCUUCAGCAAAUGGCACUCUUUGAUGUUUGUUUUGAACUGUAAGUUUAGGCAACACACACAGGAUAAAUCUCCAUGCUUUGGUCUUUAUUUUUGUAUGUUAGUUUCCAGCAUUGUAAUUGAAAUAACGAUUUUAAUAAUAGAUCAAACACUGAAUCAUUUCAUGCACCACUCUGUAUGUCACUUCUGCCUGUCUGAUUCAUCUAGCUUCUUGAAUUCAUUUAGCGAUUAUAAAAUGUUCAUAAGAGCUGGAUGAUUAGCCUUAGGCAGAGACUCUGUUUGGUCCCUGAUCCAUGGUCUGUUUGGCUUGGUGACCCUGCCACUGUAGCUCUCAGGGUUAUUCAGACACAAGCCUCCACUAGAUGGUGUGUCAUAUAAAGAAAUGUUUGAAUGAUAAGGUCAGCUGUGCAUAUUGGCAGAGAGAGUAUUUAUGUUUUGUGAGUUGGGCAAAGAAUGCCUAAGAUGAAAAACAGAAGUGAUUCCAGGCAAAAUGUUGCAUUUUCACAUGUGCAUAGUGCACAUUGCUGUGUGUUUAGCAAGAGGUAGGCUGCUUUCUUGCAGUAAAUUGCUCAGAAGUUCCUAAUCUUAUCCCAGUACUUAAUCUUUUGUUCUAGACAUUGCAUUUUAACUUUAUGCUGUAAGGAAACAACCCAGAUACAUUGCAUUGAACAGACAAGUUUCAAAUUGAAGCUUACAGUAUUACCAAUAUAGACAACAAAAGUCUCACUCUCUCAAAUAAUCUGGGAAGCUGUUGGUAGUACUUUUUAUUAACAUGCAUUUUCUAUUAAAUAGUGCACAAAGUUUGCUGUACCAUUCCAAAGUCUUGAGUAUGACACUUUUAAGAAUUUUGUCAGUAAACUGGUAUCAGUCCAUGUUGUCAUAACCUUUGGCUGUUCAGUGGCAUUUCUGUCAGCAGUCUCUUAAUUUCCCUCAAAACCAUGGUGCUUGUGAUUUGACAGUACUGUAUAUUAUUAGUUGUCAUAUUAAAUCAAUAUAACAGAGUAGUGUCACACCUGGUGAUAAAAAGAAUCAAUUGGAGCUUCACUAUUUUGCAUGACCCUUUCUUAUACAUAUGUAUGUGUUACUCUAGACUAGGAUACCUAAUUUGUAUUGGAUUUACUGAUGUUGAUUAAUACCCCCUGCCUUUUGGAACUGUAUUUUUACUUUUAAUUCAACAGAGAUAUAAGUAUGAUUAAUUUAGGUUUGUAUACAGGGCUGUACCAAAAAAGAUGUUUCAGAAUAAAGUGCAUAUAUUUUCUGAUAUGCUUAAUGUAGAAGAAUUAUUUUGAUGUUAGCACAGAAGACAUGGGAAAUUAAACUGCCAAUGGAAAACAUAUGCAGUGUUUGAACCAGCAUCGUGCAAAACCAUUGCAGUGGAUACAGCGAACUGACAGCUGCUGUGUUUAGAGAGAGAUUGCAGUGUUUCUAAUGAUGAUGACGUUCUUUCUGAGCUGGGGUUGUUUCUGUCCACGUUGUCUUCCAAAACCACCAUAAAAAGUAAUGACAGGGAUUGGGUUGGGAGAAUAUGGUGGCUAAGAACAUCUGUAGCCAAAAUAUCAGGAAACGAUUCGAGGUAACAUGAUUGCCAAACUGCUCAUGCAAGGCAUCCAAAGUUGCAUCUGCUAUGUGGUUAAGCCCAGUCUUGUUGGAAGAACAUUUCUUUGUUGUGUAUGAACUGUGCUUCUAGUACAAUAAAGUGCUUUCUUCGUCAACACACACUUCUGUAGUCCGUUCACCAUCAUGUUGAACAUCGAUUCAGAAAGCUGUCAUCUUCCAAGCUUGUGGUGCAGAUUAUCAGCAGAAUUAUUUAUCUUCAUUAGAUAUUUCAGUUAAUAAAGUAAAAACUGUUUUUGCGCUUUUUUCUCAGCUUGAAAUUUGAUGUAAAUUGCAGGAAAUGUAAAAUCAUUAUCUUAGUGGUUAUCUUCACCUCCAUUUCUCAUUGUUGUCCUUGGAAAAUAAUGUAGGUAAUUACUGAGGCAUGUGUCAUCAUCUUCACAAUGUACAAUUCUUGUAAACUAAACAUAUACCAUAUCAUGAUGCAAGAUAAAAUUAUGUGUGAAACACCAUGGAAUGCUUUGCACACAGUCUCUUCCAGUUCUUCAGACUUGGAUUUCUUCACAUAUUUUUGGUUGCCCCAACACUUGCCAUAGUUUUCUUCAAUGACUUGACAAUUUUUGACAGUUUUAUUCACAGCUGAUUCUGAAAAUCCAAGUUGUUUCACAAAGGAAAUACAAACCACAUGUCAGCCCUGUAGCAUAUUGAUUUUUUCUUCUAGAGAAUGCCCCCCCCCCUUGCUGUCAUCACGCCUUACCAACACAAAUUCAAAUAAAACAGCAAACUCAGCUGACACAAAACAAAAACAGUAAGCAAUGUGAAGUUACAGUGAUGCUUGCAAGAUGGCAGUAAAGCUUAUUAGAGCAGCCAGUGGUUAAAAAGAAAAGUCGACAAGUCACAAAAAGAAAUUAUGUAAAAGCCAGGAAAUUGAAAUCAAAUGAUAUGCAUUUUGCAGGAACUAAAGCCAUUGGAUGGACAAUUUAUGGGACCAAACAAAAAUUAUGUAAAUUAUGGGGAAAACAUACAUUGUGGCAGCAUAAAUGCAACGUUUCACUGUAUGUGCAGUUUAAACAGAAGCAUCUUUUUAGAUUUACAUUGACCAUGUAUAAGUGUAAGUGAGAAAUCAGUUUUCUAUUAAUAAUAUACUGGAGGCUUUUUACAUUACUUAAACUAAGGAAUGAAUGCCAUAUAUAUAUAUAUAAAUAUAGUGUAACUAACUUAUUGUGAAAAGAGUACUAAUAAUGCUGGCAAAGAUUGGAAAUUUUUGUGAUGAAUCUUUAAAUUCAAUGAAGAAUUUUUGGUGCAUAUGUUUGAUGACUUCUGUAACAGACAGUAUGAUGUGUUUUGUGACAGAGGAUCAUGGAGCUGCCUGUCAUGUUAAGACAUGGAUACAGCUGAGUGUGAGAGAAUGCAGUUUUGUGAGAUUUUAGUACAAUUAAAAUGCCAUUUAUAAAGAGUUCAUUGCCAA